Messenger RNA from Klebsormidium nitens, 2106 nucleotides. The record is from the annotation of a GenBank genome assembly. NCBI's taxonomy places the organism in Eukaryota, Viridiplantae, Streptophyta, Klebsormidiophyceae, Klebsormidiales, Klebsormidiaceae.
ACUGGCCCAAUGCAGGAUGAGCAGAUAGAGCCAAAUUUGGGGGAAAGUGGAAAGAGCUGGGAAAGCCGGAAAAGCUUGGAAGUGGCACUGGGUCUCCUUGAUAGGCUCCAUUCAAGGAUGGACGUAUCUCGAUGUUGGCGGGGGCAGCUGUGCGAUAUCCGGAGCUUGUCUGCCAGUGGUAUGCUGCCGGCAGGAAGUGAAAACAUUCCCAAAACGCUCAACAAGUGCGCCCCGUUCUUUGGAGGAGUCCAAGGAGUUGCGCGCUCAAGAUUGUUGGGCCAGGCCUGCAGUGGAGCCUUGAUAAACACUUUCUGCCCGCCUUUUCAUCCGCGACCCACUGUAGUAGCAAAGCUGCGUCUCUCUUCUUUAGCGCGGGCUGAAGUCAAGGAUCUUUCAGCCAGCAGCGCCUUUAGUACCACCACCCUCACAUCGGCCACACUUCCUGAACAGCUUGCCGGGGCCACCGCUUCUACAGGAAAUGGACAAACUCUCUCUUGUAGUCUUCAGAAAAGCUCUCCACAGGUCGCCGCUGCAACCCCCACAAGUCGUGCUGAUGUCGAUGUCAUUUACACGCCGGAACCAUCCACUUCUGGACGAGACGACAGCCCCGGUUCGGACGGCACCCGCUGGCUGCAGGAGCGUGCGGAGCUGCUGAAGUGCGCGGAGGGGGGGGAGAAGUUGAGGGUGGCUGUGCUGCUGUCAGGGGGGGUGGACAGCAGCGUGGCGCUGCGGUUGCUGAAAGCGGUGGGGCAUCAGUGCACGGCAUUCUACCUCAAGAUCUGGUUUCAGGAAGACUUCCGCAACUUCUGGGCCGAAUGCCCCUGGGAAGAAGACCUCGGAUACGCCGAGGCAGUGUGCCGCCAGGCAGGCGUCGAGCUUCGCGUUGUUCACUUGACGAACGAAUACUGGUCACGGGUGGUCUCGCACUGCGUGUCCGAAAUCCAGGCGGGCCGGACGCCAAAUCCGGACAUGCUUUGCAACUCGAGGGUCAAGUUUGGGGCGUUCUACGACUCCAUAGAUUUCAGGGAGUUUGACCGGGUGGCCUCGGGCCACUACGCGCGUGUGGAAAGAGGGGAGGGGGAGGUGAAGUUGGCGCUUUGUGCUGACGAGUGGAAGGACCAGACGUACUUCCUCUCGCACCUCAGCCAGGCCCAGCUGCGGAGGGCCCUGUUUCCGCUGGGGAACCUGCCCAAGGCUGAGGUCCGCCAGGUCGCCGAAGCCCUCGAGCUGCCCAACAGGGCCCGCAAGGACAGCCAGGGGAUCUGCUUUUUAGGAAAGGUGAAAUUCAGCGAGUUCAUUGCACAGCACUUGGGCGAGCGGCACGGGUGGCUGUUGGAGGCGGAGUCCGGGGACAAGCUCGGGACGCACCGCGGCUUCUGGUUCUACACCAUCGGCCAGCGGCAAGGCAUCCACCUGUCGGGAGGGCCCUGGUACGUCGUGUCAAAGGACCCGAUUACGAACGUUGUCUUCGUCUCAAGGCACUACUACUCCGAGGACAAGGCGAGGCGAAGCUUCCGCGCAGGGGGUUUCAGUUGGGUGGGAGGGCUACCCCGCGCUGACCUCGACCAGCGAGAGCUGCUGUGUAAGGUUCGGCACGGGCCCCGCUUUCAUCGGUGCACUUUGCGGUGGGAAGAUGCAGAAAAUCCGGGGACGUCAGGGACAGGUGUCAACGCUGGAGCGGACGAACCGGCACAGAUAGGAGCUGUGCGGGACCGAGUGCUUAUAACGCUGGCGGAGGACGAUCAGGGGCUGGCCGCGGGUCAGUACGUGGCGAUGUACGCAGAUGGGUAUUGCGCGGGCUCGGGAGUGAUUCUGGAGGCGAUUGAUGAAGGGGGUUCGGAUCACGUUUCGCCGGAGGCGAGGCAUGCGGCUCUCACGGCGGGCGAGGUUGAUCUGAAAGCGUUUGCUAAGUACCAGGCGGGAGCGAAGGGUCGGAAGAACAGGAAGGGGUUGGAGAGUAGUCCAAAGGGUGGAGAUUUGGAUUCGUUGGUUGGGUUGAAGCAAUUGCAAACAGCCAAGGGGAGUGACCAGCUCCUCUUGCGAUCUUGAGUUCCUAAACGCGCUGCUGGCUCACGAUUAUAUCCAUGCCUUGCAUUUGACUGUAAG